UCCAGUAGUGCUCCAGCUUUCCGACUCCUGAAGAGACACGCACCGGCGCCUGACAUCCGUUAACCACCCGAGCAUCUCUGACAUCCAAACGCAGUCACUUAAACAGAACAGUAAUUUGACUCAUCGUUAAAGUGGUAUACAUUACCACAACGCUGUUUUCCCGUCACAUCGACUGAUAUUAUAAAACUUUAAAUGCUGUUGUUAUGGCUAUCUGAAAGGUUCUUGAGACAGUUAUAAGUGCUAAACUGAUGCUUAUAUGAAACAUUUUUGGCUACGAUCUCUCGGAGUCAUCUCUCUUUAAAAAAAUUCUCGGGGAUUGUGAGACUUCCAUGUCGGCGAUGUUGUUUUCCAUCUUAAUCGAUACCUGAGACCAGGGGUCAAGAGUUAAGAAUUGUAUUUGGUGCGGAUCGCCUCACGUUUGAAGAGCAUUAAAACAGAUCAAACUUUUAUCACAUAUGACACGGAUUAUUAAAGAUGAGACGCUUAUUUUGACUAUCACAGUGGGAUAAAGUACAGCGCAUCAUCACCGCACCUUCAGGAUGUUCCGGCGAGGCUGUGGUCUGGAGUUUCUCCUGGUGCUGUGUGGUUUAGAGUUGACCCAGGCGUGUCCGCGUCACUGCAUCUGCUACGACUCUCCCAGCACGGUGAGUUGCCAGGCUCACAACUUCCUGGUGGUUCCAGAGGGAAUCCCGGCCCAGAGCGAGCGCGUCUUUCUGCAAAACAACAAGAUCCAGCGACUGCUGCAGGGCCAUUUCAGCCCAACCACCGUCAUGCUUUGGCUCUACUCCAACAAUAUCUCAUACAUCCAGCCCUCCACAUUCAUGGGCUUCACUCGCCUGGAGGAGCUCGAUUUGGGGGACAACAAACACCUCCGCUCUUUGGCUUCGGACACUUUUCAGGGCCUGACCCGACUCCACGCUCUGCACCUCUACCACUGUGGCCUAAUCACUCUGCCCGCUGGGUUGUUUGAAGGGCUGCACAACCUGCAGUACCUCUAUUUACAGAACAACCAGCUGGAGUUUCUUGAGGAUGACAUGUUCAUUGAUCUGCUGAAUCUCAGCCAUCUAUUUCUGCAUGGAAAUCGGCUGUGGAGCCUCCACCAGAACACUUUCCGUGGCCUAGGGGCCCUCGAUCGCUUGCUGUUGCAUCAAAACCGGCUCCAGUGGGUUCACAAACAGGCUUUCCACGACCUGCGGCGCCUGACGACGCUCUACCUGUUCAACAACUCCUUACCUGAGCUGCCAGCUGAGUGCUUGUCUCAGCUGCCGGCGCUGGAGUAUCUCCGUCUCAAUGACAACCCUUGGGAGUGCGACUGCAAGGCCGUGCCGCUCUGGGAUUGGCUGCGGCGCUUCCGUGGCUCCACCUCCGCGUUAAUAUGCGUGGCUCCGCCGGAGCUGGCGGGAAAGGAUCUGAAACGGCUGACAAAAGAAGAGCUGCCUUCCUGUACGGGCUCGGAGUCGCUCCACCAGAGCAAAUCCAGCAGCCAGGGGGAUGUGGGGGUGUCGCUGAAGAAAGAUCAUCAUCACCGAUCACAUAAUCGUCAUCAUCAACCUCACCUGCCACAUCAGGAUCAAUACUACCCCACCUCCCCGUCGCCACUCCCUCGACCGCCCAAGUCGGGACGCAACAGGAACUGCACGAGGCAUCGCAGCCGCAAGGGCAACGGUCAGAACGAAGUGUAUAACCAAAAGGAGUUAGCCAACAAGGAAUCGGACGACAAAUAUGACCGGUCAAAACCGAGACGAAAGAACAAGUGCAUCCCACAGACUUCGGUGGGGCCCCCUAGUGGUGUGCUAAGCUCGAACAGCGGGUCGGUGUCCCUCUUGGCACCUUGUUUCAUCAUCCCUCUUUACUUAUUGGUGUGUCUCACUGCCCUUAUUUUCCGCUGAGCCUGUGGAAGCCUCUACAAAUGGUUUUACCGAAAAAAACUCAGCCCUCUGUCUACUCUGGCUCCUACACUUCAGUGUGCGAAUGUGUGUGUGUGUGUGUGUGUGUGUGUUCAUGUGUACGUUGGCGAGCCCCUUUUGAGGGACAGAGGACUUGUGCAAAGUUACAGGCCUGGAAUUAAACCGGAGAUGCGAAGACACUCUGGGGUUUGUGGGCAAGAGACGGGACACUAUAUGGACUACUCCUCGAUCAUCACCAUUUUUACACCAUUUCCUGUUGCUGCUGAUAGAUCAGGGCAUAUCAGUAAAAAAAAGAAAAAGUGCAUUUGUUAACUACAUUCGGUUGUACAUCACACCUCUACAGAAUAAUUAGCAGCCCUUUGUGGUCAAGCUUACCACCAUUAAAACCUCCGAAUCCUUGUCCUGACCUUCGACCUGAACACAGGCUGCAGCCCAGAGGGAGGGAAAGUGUGAGAGAAAUACAUAAACAGACUAUUUACACAAAUGUACAUGGAACUGCUGCACAAAUGCGUUAGCAUCUCAGCGGUUUCUGUGGGAGGGUUGUUGUUAACACCUUUAGCACCUGACAAGAUAAAAAUUAAAGCUAAGCACACAGGAGAGGGAUUGUGUUAGUUAUGAGGUUGUUGUUUUUAAUAUAUAUACAAGAAAAAUGGUUGCAUGUGCAAUAUUCGCACAGUUCAUUCACACAGGCCCAACAAAUGCUAACAGGGUUAGCAUGCUAAUCCAAAAAAACCAAAAGUUGUUUGUUGUCGCAAUGUGAAUUAGCACUCACAUUCUACUGUUCUGAAGCUGCUAUGCUGGCGUACUUUAAGGUCAGUAGAGAGGAAAAAGUAGAGUUUAUGAAGGAUUAUGGGGUGGCUCUGGGUUUGUCUGUGUUGUUAUUCGUUGAUUGUGCCCUUAAGAUAGUAUUUUGCAUAAAAACUGGAAGGAAAAAGUUAAGACAUGGAAAGGUCAAGUGGAGCUCAUGCAAAAAGCAUCAUGUGUUAUCUCUUACUCAGCUGCAAUAAUGUGCUAACCUAGAAGGGAAACAACAACACUACAUUAAUAUCUGCAUAUGACACAGUUUGGGAAAAUGAAACGUCUCACAAAGGGGGAAAUAGAGCUGUGCUGAGUUAUGACGUUGAGGCUAACCUGGAAGACUAAUUUGCCAUAGGUUCCCUCAGGAAGUUCCUAUGGGUUUCUGGAAUAGCAGUUUUUGAUUUAUGAAUCAAACAUUUAGACUUUCUUGAUGAUAUACUGUAUGAAUAGCACUAAUGAGGAAAAGAGCAGAUGCUGUGCUACCAUCUAUCACUGUAAAACAUUAUUUUUAUGAUUUUAACAUUUUUUCUUUUGUCAAAUCAACUUAAUGUGGUUCAGAUAACAUAAUAUUUAGAGUUUCUGUUGAUUAAACCAAUCACCUUCAUUGUAUUAACUCAAAUUUUUAAUUUCAAUGAACACCAGGUAACAUACUUUUACUUUUUUUUUUAAGUUAAACCAACAUUUCUUUUUUACAGUGUAUAUAAACCUUUUCAAACCAAGUAUAUGUUUAUACAUAUAUACGCACACACAGUAAUAUAUAUAUUAUUUAUAAUAAAAUGUGACAAAUAUAAUGGUACCCACAGGCUUUAUUUUACUCAUAAAUCAAAAACCACCUUCUGAAAACCCAUUAGAAAAUCCAGAGGGAAACCAUAACCCAAAAAUGCCAAUUCCCAUCCAGGUUUUAGGAGUACAAACUGAACAGCUUCAUAUAGAAAGCCAACGCAAGUUCUGAGGUAAUAAUCCUUGCAAUCCAGAUUAAUCCUUGCAAGCCAUAGAAAAACAUGUCUGUCACUCACCAUCUCUGACCUCUGCCGCUGUUAAGCCAUUGAACACAUGUUUGAAUUGGCAUCCUAAUUCUGAGAGAUAAAUUGCCAAUGAAAAGUCACAGAGCCUCUUCUGGACAGGUGAGGUAAUAGCACUUUCCCCACCUCUAACUUGUCCCCCGUUAAAGACUCUCUACCUUUAUACAAAAGUGAACUGAGAAUAUUAUGACAUGUCCAUUGUGAACAUUUAUUUGUCUGAGAAUAUGUCACUUACUAACAAAAGACUGUGUGUAUAACAUUGUCGGGGGAAGGAUGAAGUUAUUUUGUAUUCAUGUACCUUUUCUUUGUACAUUGUCGUCAAACUGCAAUUUUAAACAUACAAGUGCACCAUGUUAACACUUUUCCUGUCCCGUCCUCUGUCUGUCCUUCAUAUUUCUUCCUCCCUUUUUCAUGACUCAAAUUUUCUGUCUGUUAUGAAACACCACCAGACUCAAAAAGCUGUUUCUAAAGAACAUUAAAGAGAAAUGUGGUCUCACA
Messenger RNA from Ctenopharyngodon idella (grass carp), 4225 nucleotides. It is a transcript of the gene rtn4rl1a, whose product is annotated as reticulon-4 receptor-like 1. The coding region runs from base 540 to 1889 and encodes 449 amino acids. The transcript is spliced from 3 exons. Lineage: Eukaryota; Metazoa; Chordata; Actinopteri; Cypriniformes; Xenocyprididae. Gene Ontology annotation, molecular function: protein binding. The record is from RefSeq and is a predicted model, not a curated record. Gene Ontology annotation, cellular component: plasma membrane.